AUGCCUCGGAUUGAAAUUAAAAUCCACGAGGAAACCGAGCCAACUGCUAUCAUGAACGAACGUUCUGAGCCCAAAAAGCGACCAAAACGUUCGCGUGAUCCCCAGAAGGAAACUGAAAAAACAUUCAAGGAUCAGAAAAACAUAACAAUAGAGCGUCUUGCAGAAUCCGACUCUUAUGAAGAAUCCCUUAAUAUAUUACGGGAAUACUUCUGUGACGAAGAGGGGCGAGUGGCGGACAAAAUCACAAAUUACGCUUUGGAGCUGUGCGAAGAUCUCUUCAGCGAUCUCGCGGAGCUAACCGAGCGCAAAUCCAAGCCAGCACCUGCAAAACGUGGACCGGGGCGACCACGGAAAAAUCCGCCACCUCCAUCAAAGCAACCAGAAUCAGAUGACACGCAACUUGAAGACGGGGAAAUCGAGCCUGCUGAGCCAACGGAAAAAAAAUCAAAACCAACGCCCUCCCAAGAUGAGCCGCCUGAUAGCACAACGGGAAAACGUUCUGUCCGAACCACGAACAAAAAGUAA
This is a messenger RNA of Oikopleura dioica, 525 nucleotides long. Lineage: Eukaryota; Metazoa; Chordata; Appendicularia; Copelata; Oikopleuridae. The record is from the annotation of a GenBank genome assembly.